AUUAGCUCCCAUAUGCAGUACGCGUUCCUAAAUAAUGACCUCGGCCCUCGACCAUGUGUACGAUACUAACAUGUAAACAAAUCAUUUAAACUGACAAGGUUCCGCAGUAGCAAGUCCGCUUUUCUCGCUUCCUGACCAUGGCUAAACAAGGAUUGGUGGAACGUUUAAAAAACGGUGAAGAUAUCCUCAUUGCGGAGGGAUACAUGUGGGAAUUCGAAAGAAGAGGUUACUUGACAGCUGGCGGAUUCAUUCCGGAAGUAGUUCUCGACAAUCCUGAGAUUGUUCGCGCCCUUCAUUUGGAAUUCAUCCAUGCUGGUACUGAUGUCAUAGAGGCCUUUACGUAUUAUGGACACCGUGAAAAACUUCGCCUGAUUGGACGAGAGGAUGAUUUGGAGAAGUUGAAUAAAGGAGCACUGCAGAUAGCGAAGGAAGUUGCCACUGAGAAUGGUAAACUGUUCGCCGGGGGUCUCUGUAACACCGGCGUGUACAACCCCGAGGAUGAGUCCACUUUCAACACUGUCAACUCCAUGUUCAAAGAACAGAUAGAGUGGGCAGUUGAGGCAGGAGUGGAUUACAUCAUAGGCGAGACCUUCAGCGACCUAGGAGAAGCCAUGCUUGCUUUACAAGCCAUUAAAAAAUUUGGAAAAGGAGUGCCUGCAGUUAUUACUCUGACGCCAUAUUGUCCGGAUAUGACGACAGAUGACGUCCCUAUUCCGGAGGCGUGUCGGCGAUUAGAGGAGGCGGGAGCAGCAGUUGUGGGGUUAAAUUGUGGAAGGGGCCCUCGGACGAUGAUAAAGCUCAUGAAGGAAGUCCGAAAAGUGUGCAAGGGUCCAGUGGCCAUGUUACCUGUAACUUUCCGCUGUCGAGACGACUCACGGACAUUUCAGUCCCUCAAAGACCCAGAGACUGGGAAACCACUGUAUCCAUUUGACCUGGAGGCUGUAAGAUGUAGUCGAUCAGACAUCAGAAUGUGGGCGGAGGAGGCGAAAGCAGCAGGGGUCAACUACAUUGGUCUGUGUUGUGGAAACGCGUCCUUCUACUUCCGGGAACUCGCGGAAGCUUACGGGAGAAAACCGCCUGCUUCCAAAUACAGCCCUGAUUUGUCUCUUAGCAUGUAUUUCGGAAAGGCUAGUGAGGAAGACAGAUUCAAGCGUACGGCGAAAGUAAGAGAAUAUAUGAUUGGGAAACAAAAUGCUUGAUUAAUUUCGCUAAGUUCUGUCUGGUGUACAACUGCGAAGGAGGUAUGCAUUGAGCGAGGACUGGUAUAUUGAAUUCUUGAAAAUUCUUUGUUGCUGAUGUCGACGAUAAUUGAUCUCAAUGAGCUCAUGUACAUAUUGACUCUGUGUGUUUAUGACGUAGUACGUUAAGUUUUGUGACGCAAUCAACAAUAUUAACAUGGCUGUCUGUCUUAUCAAAUAAAAAACAUGUUACCUC
Messenger RNA from Ostrea edulis (European flat oyster), 1434 nucleotides. RefSeq names its product S-methylmethionine--homocysteine S-methyltransferase BHMT2-like. The transcript is spliced from 7 exons. The record is from RefSeq and is a predicted model, not a curated record. Gene Ontology annotation, molecular function: methyltransferase activity; zinc ion binding. NCBI's taxonomy places the organism in Eukaryota, Metazoa, Mollusca, Bivalvia, Ostreida, Ostreidae. The coding region runs from base 138 to 1199 and encodes 353 amino acids.